This is a messenger RNA of Labrus bergylta (ballan wrasse), 1604 nucleotides long. The record is from RefSeq and is a predicted model, not a curated record. Lineage: Eukaryota; Metazoa; Chordata; Actinopteri; Labriformes; Labridae.
AGAGACUUUCUCCUCAGCUCAUUGAUGGUUCGUACCCAGGCUCGAAGCAUUCACCGACUACAGGAAAACAUCGUUUAGCCGCCUGAAAGUGCUUGUUUCUAAAGUCCUGAUAGUUCACCUUCCAGUCACUUUUCACUCAUUAUGGCCACACGAGUUCGACCGAGUAGUAAACGGUGUGCAGUCAUCGGGGGGUCAGGUUUCCUGGGCAGACACUUGGUGGAGAAGCUGUUGGAGAGAGGCUACUCGGUGUCCGUGUUUGACAUCCGGCAGAGCUACGAGCUACCCGGCGUCACCUUCCACCAGGGAGACCUCUGCGACGAACAGGAUCUCCUGCCAGCUCUGAAGGAUGUGUCCUUGGUCUUCCACUGCGCCUCCCCGGCCCCUGCCAGUGAUGACCGUGGGCUGUUUGAGAGGGUCAACAUUCAGGGCACGCGCAUCGUGAUUCAGUCCUGUCUCAAGGCUGGAGUUCAGAAACUAGUCCUGACAAGCAGUGCCAGUGUGGUGUUUGAAGGGACCGACAUUAAGAAUGGAAGAGAGGAUCUGCCUUACGCCAGGAAGCCCAUUGACUAUUACACAGAGACCAAGAUUCAGCAAGAGAAGUUGGUCCUUGAAGCUUGUGACCAAGAGAAAGGUUUCCUCACAGUUGCAAUCCGGCCUCACGGCAUCUUUGGCCCUCGGGACCCACAGCUGGUUCCUAUCCUAGUGGACACGGCUCGCAGGGGGAAAAUGAAGUUCAUCAUUGGUGAUGGGACCAAUUUGGUUGAUUUCACCUUCGUGGAGAAUGUGGUUCAUGGCCACAUCUUGGCAGCUGAACGCCUAAGGUCGGACUCCCCUAUAUGUGGAAAACCAUACCACAUCACUAACGAUGAGCCAAUCAAAUUCUGGGACUUCAUGUCGGAGGUGUUGGUGGGUCUGGGAUAUGCUGCUCCACGUUACCACCUCCCCUACUCUCUUGUGUACGGACUGGCCCUGCUCCUCUGGCUGCUGGCUCUGAUCCUUCGACCUCUAGUUUCUUUCAAACCCACUUUUACACCGAUGAGAGUGGCACUGGCUGGAACCCAUCACUACUACAGCUGUGAUCGUGCCAAGCAGGAGCUGGGCUACAAGCCACUCGUCAGUCUGAAGGAGGGGAUAGCACGCACAGUGGAGAGCUACCCCCAUCUCAGACAGGGGGCUUGAUGGUAGAUCAGAGGUUAAGACUGUUGAGACAUGAAAGCCUGGGGAUGUUUGUUCCAGGUGAUCAGGUUACACUGACUGGACAAUUCAAAAUAAGGGAACAAACAACUUAAUCUAAACCCUGAAUUGUUUGGCAUUUGUGUGCCUUUUGAAAACUUAUGUACCAUUUCCACCAGCAGAUGGCAGCAUAAUUAUACUGCAUUUAAUCAGCACACUACAGUCUGUUGAUACAGAAGGUUGAAAGCACUUGGUUAAUGGUAAAAACAAACGAAUGACAACUGAAAUGUACAGAUCCUACACUGUAAAAACUUCAAAGAUGGACUAACAAUCUUCUUCCAUUCUUGUUUUCACCUGUCUGCUGUACACACACUAUGAUGUUGCUGUUUAUGUCACAAUGCCUUAAUACAUUCCAUGAUAUUAUUAAGAAA